AAAUCUGAGCAUAACUGAAUAUUUUCCCUACUUUAUUUGACUAUCGGGCUUGGAUAUCGGGAUUUCGUGAAUUUGAGUAUGAAAAAUUUGGGGGAUUUUAUAUCGUUGAUCCAAAUAAAUAAUAUCAGUUCCGAAGCACAAAAUUCAUUUUGUAUAAAAAACAUUCAAGGAAGAUGAAGAAACCGGUGCAAGUGUAUGUCACUUCGGUUCUGAAAGCAUGCCGGAACCAUCUCAAUGUCUUCGGCAACACUUCUUCUUCUUCUUCGCCUUCGCCUCCACAACUGAACAUCAAAAGAGUAGCAGCUCCUCCUCCUCCUCCUGUCGCUCUUCCACAACUCCCAAGAUAUAAACCCAAGUGCGACAUGACCAGCGAGCUCUUCUCUUCCUACGGUAACCCCUGCCUUGAUCUGUUUUACGACGUCUUACCACACGGAUACAUCGAAUACCUCUGUCGUGAAAUCAUGACGCCGUGCUCCAAAAUCGACAUGUAUCUGAAGCAACUGCUGCCGGUGGCCUGGUCCCACAAUCCCCCAACGACCCUUAAGCUCAUCUUCAACCUACUAGAUAGCCUUGACAAAACCGGAAAAGACCAUAGAGACGGCUUCUACACGGCGAUGUUUUGGCUCUACCAGAACCACCCUAAGACCCUGGCCUUCAAUCUUCCGUCCAUCGCCGGGUCCUUCGGAAGUUUAACAACCGCUCUGGAUAUUCUAUCCCAGAUCCUGGAAGGCCAAGAACUCUUCUUCCAUCUCGAUCUCUACUCGGAGAUCGAAAAGCCUCCCGGCUUCUCCAGUCCACGUGCUCCGAGUAGAGAAGAGAUCCUCGCAUGGGCCCGCAAGGCCGUCGAGAUGUACCAGUGUGACCCGAAUUAUCGGAUCUUACACGACGGGAUUUCGGAUCUUUUCUCCGAUUGCUUGAAGUCCGAUAUUCAAAACUUGAACAAACACCAUCAGCAACAACAGAGUAUCAAUGAUGACGAUGAGGACGAAACGUCUGCUGCUGAGUGCUUGGAGAUAACCUCGGCCGGGUUGUCGUGCCCUGACUUCGACUCCGACUUCAACCGCAAAACCUUGCUCUGCGAGAGCAUCGCCAAGAAGGUUUUCCUGCGAGAAUCUUACCCGGAAUACUUAGGUGUUGAGGAGUCGGAUUACACCGACAGAGUCCGGCAGCGGCUGAUCAAGGAGGUUUUGGUGCCCUUGAGGAAGGCCUUGGAGGACUGUGAUCUAGACAAAGAUUUCAACAGGUGGGGUUAUAAAAAGGAGUCCAAGCGGGAGCCCUGUGCGGUGAAGAAGUAUUUGAAGGAAGUGAAAGCAGCCGGCGGUGGCGGCAAGUCGAAGAUUGACGCCGGUGCUUUGCUUCCACAUGAGAUCGCCUGCUAUGCGAACGACGGGGACGUCGGCGAAGUGGCCGAGCUUCAGUGGAAGGUAAUGGUGAAGCACAUCAGAAAGCGGGGCAAGUUCAAAAACUGCUUGGCUGUGUAUGACAACUAUAGAAAUGCGGCGGUGGCGUUGGCAGUGAUGAUCUCUGAACUGAGUGAAGAGCCAUGGAAAGGAAAGUUGAUGAAUUUCAGUCGAAAUCCGCAGAUGCAUUCGUUACAAGGCGAUCUCAAGGCCAAGCUAAAGAUUUUGAAGAGGAUGGACAUGGGGCAGCGGAAGGUUGAUUUGGAGUUGGUGUUUGAUUCUGUUUUAGAGGUUGCUGUGAAGAAUGAUUUGAAGCCGAAGCAGAUGAUCAGGAGGGUGUUCGUGUUCACCAGCUGCGUAGACUUAGAUAAGGCUGCCGGCUACGAUAGUCGUUCCUACUGCUGGAAGGUGCAGUAUGAGGAGAUACAGAGAAAGUUCAAGGACAAAGGGUAUAAGGUGCCACAGAUUGUGUUCUGGAAAGCGAACAACUGCCUGCCUGCAUAUGCGCCUUAUGCACAGCAUGGGAUGGUGAUGAUGAACCGCUUCAACGACAAUUUGGUCAAGUCCUUCUUGGACAAUGACGGGAAAAUUGGCCCGGAUCAUGUCAUGGAAGCAGCCAUCUCUGACCCCAGAUAUCAAAAUAUAGUGGUUGUGGACUGAACCUCUGAUCAUCAUCAUCAUGAUGGUUUGAUUCAUAGACCAUAUAGAAGUUCAAAAUUCAAUUCUUUUGGUGGAGACUUUGGAGAGUUGGAAUCAAAUUCACGGCAAAUGGUGUUUAAUUUUUAAUUUAAGUUGAAAAUUGAAGAGACAAGGAAAAGCAAAACCACCAGUUGACAAAAGGAUGCAAGUAGAGAAGAACAGUAAAUUCCAUUAC
This is a messenger RNA of Prunus avium (sweet cherry), 2274 nucleotides long. RefSeq lists its product as uncharacterized. NCBI's taxonomy places the organism in Eukaryota, Viridiplantae, Streptophyta, Magnoliopsida, Rosales, Rosaceae. The record is from RefSeq and is a predicted model, not a curated record.